AAAUCGACGAGCCCCCGCACCAACUGAGCCCGGAAAAAAAAGGAAAUAAAAGGUUUCUGUUUUUUGAUUUCUAUUUGAUUUGUUUGAACUGGCUGGACGGAGUGAACAAAACUAAAAAAAAACGUGGUCUUAAAAAAGGCCUCCAUGUCGGCCCACCAGAGAAAUCGACGAGCCCACGCACCAACUGAGCCCGAAAAAAAGGGAAAUAAAAGCUAUCAUGGAAAAAAAAGAAAAGCACGUAAACCCUUCGCGAGCCCCCACAGGCAGAGAAAAAAACAAAGACUCCGUCCCCCCUCCCCAGUCAGCCGCCACAGACCCCCUCUCCCCUCUGCAAGAACCCACCCUCCUACACUUAUUCCUAGAACCCUAACUUUUCUAUCAAGUAAAAACAACAAGCCUGCGUCGUCUGCACUAGAUGGACGCGAUGCAGGGCUCCCAAGAACAAAAGGAAAACCAUAUCGACGAGUCUGCGAAAGAAUCAAUGGAUGCAUCAGGGAAUACGUACCAAGCACCGCGUGCAUGAUGUCAUUGUCGAUCCAGAUUCAAGUAUUUUGUCUGAUGAUCAUGAGAUUGAAGAUCCUUAUAUGCCAAUGCAGCCCAAUCGCUAUGGCAGUAAUGCUGUGAGUUCUGAAGAACAAGUCUAUGGGACAUUUACUGAAAUGCUACAACAGCCAAUGAAUUCAAAAUACACACAGUUCUUCCAUGAACCAAUGGGAUCAGAGAACAGGAUGUUCAUGAUCACUGGCCAUGAUGGGCGUUCAGAUGGUGCUGACGGGAAAGCAGUUAAUGAAAUAGAUGAUGAAGAAGAAGAGCUUUAUCAGCAUCCUGGUUCUCAUAUAGCGCAAGACAUUCAAGUUGCACACACACCCUCUGCGGCCUCUGGAAAUUUGUCAAGUUUGACAACACAGCAAACAGGAGCAUGUCCUACUCACAGAUUUGAAAAAGCACCAAGCAAUGAAAGAACUGCAGAAAUUGAGCAGCUAAGUCAGGAUGACAUUGAAAUAUACCUGCAGAACGAGUCUGUUGUUGCAUCUCAGUCAAGUAGUCAGGAAAUCCGGGCUGACUCAUGCUGUGCAGGGCAAGAAACCAAGAAAAAAAAAUACAAUUGAAAUCACUGAUUGCCAAGCAAAGAUGGUCGUGACAUUGAAAGAGGGGGACAGAUGGAUAGUGACAAGUUUUGAGAUGCAGCAUAACCAUGCGCUCAGUCCCCCUGGUGAGGCUAAAUACCUUAGAUCCCAUAAACACAUGACAGAUCACGAAAAACUGCUGAUCAGAACUUUGAAUUCUGUCAAGCUACCUACCAGGAAAAUCAUGACAAUUCUUGCUGUCAUCAGAGGUGGGCUAUCGGCAGUGCCAUUCACAAAGAAAGACGUAAGCAACUACAAGACAGCUAUAAGGAAUGAAACAAACCAAAAUGAUAUGAUGAUGGUCCUAGAUUACUUCAGGAAGAGGCAGAUGCAAGACCCACAAUUCUACUAUGCUUUCAAGGUGGGUGAUGAAAGUAAAGUUGAGAAUAUAUUUUGGGUUGACGGCAACUCUAGAAGAUUUUAUCAAUUGUAUGGGGACUGUAUCAGUUUCGAUACAACAUAUAGGACGAACAUGUAUAACCUGCCAUUUGCACCAUUUGUUGGAGUCACAGGGCAUGCAAACAAUUGCUUGUUUGCUUGUGCCAUCCUUCAGAAUGAGACGAUUGACACAUUCACCUGGCUGUUUCAAGAGUUUUUGCUGUGCAUGGGAGGGAAAAUGCCUCAGACGAUAAUCACAGAUCAGGAUGUGGCGAUGAAACACGCAAUUCCUAAAGUAUUCAAGAAGACCACACACAGAAAUUGCUUGUUUCACAUCAAGAAAAAGGCAGAGGAAAAGUGUGCUAGGUGUUUUGCAACCAAAAAAAUGCUGCACCUAGAGUUUAAUGAUGUUAUUAACCGCUCCCAGACAGAAGAAGAAUUUGAGUCACUUUGGCCAGCAAUGCUGCGCAAAUACAACGUGGAACACAUCAAAUACUUCCAGCAAAUGUGGGAAAUGAGAAAGCAGUUUGUUCCUGUGUAUUUCAAGAAAGAUUUUUCCCCUUCAUACACUCGACAGCAAGGAGUGAGGGCACAAAUGCUAUAUUCAAAGAUAAUGUUGGAUCAACAUAUAGCAUAAUCAGUUUCCUUGGUGAGUACCAGAGGAUUGCCGAUAACAUAUUGGAGAAUGAAAAAGAACAGGAUUCAUUAACUAGAACAACAAAGCCAACUUUAUGGGCAGUGUCGGAACUAGAGCUGCAGGCAGCAAAGAUGUACACCGGGAAUAUUUUUUACAAAUUUCAAACUCAACUGAAGAUGACACAGAAAGUCCAUGCCGAAGAGAUUGAAAAAAAUGUCAGAUACGAGGUUUUCAAAUCAAGUAUGCUUGGUGAGUUGAUUUCAGAGAGAGGAAGUUCACGGUCUUGCUUGAUCGGACAAAUCAGGACAUAUCUUGCAUUUGUGCAAGAUUCCAAAAAGAUGGCAUAUUAUGCUGCCAUGCAUUAAAGGUCCUUUUGCACCUAAAUAUUUCUACUCUCCCAGAGAAAUAUUUCAUUGAAAGGUGGAGGCCAAAAGAAAUGAAAGAUUUCAGGGAUGCAACGAAUAAUGUGCCAAAGGACCUAACAGGAGAGAGCAGCCAUUUCAGGUACAACAUACUGACGAGAAGGCUCACGGAUUUGGCUGCUGAUGCCUCAGAGUACAAGGAAUCAUAUUCCUAGUUAGCAAAAAAAACAGACAAGAUGCAGAGGAAGGUAGCUGAGAUCAAAAAGCAGGUACAGAAGGAAGAGCAAGAUAGGCAGGACCCUGUUGAGGCUGAGCCUGUCAGUGAUGAACCAACUGUGGGCAUUCCUGAAGAAACAUAGAAACAACCUGAUGUUGCCAAGAGUAAAGGGCGCCAAAAGUACCAGGUAGACAAAAAACGCUUGUUGAAACUAUUUUGACAAAACAAAGGAUUACAUGCAGCCACUGUAGUGAGCAUGAUCAUAAUGUAAAGACUUGCAAAAACUUACACAUCAACAAGGAAGCACUGCAUAAUGGCAAAGCCGGCCGCAAAAACAAACGAGGACCAACUGCUCCAACCCGUGCAAACGCGCAAAAGAAACCAAAGAUUUCGAAUCCAGUAGUGGAUGCUCAGCGGUUAUUGGCCCAGGAAGAUGCAACGAUUCCAGAAGAAAGGAACAAGACAAAGAAGAAGACAGAUGCCGCAGCAAUAAACACCUCUAAGCUACACUCGCCUUCGAUUCCUCCAAGGGACUCGCCAUCGCAACGAAUCCGGAAACCAACAAUGAAAGUCCUUGAGAACAUGAUUUCAUGCACUCCCAGUAAGCAAAAGGCAGCUGUACAAGCCAAGAAAUGAGCAGGCUACAGAUUUUGCUGUGACUCGCUGUUUUAAACGAACUUAUUUACAAAAGGAAUUCAGUUUUGGCACUACAUUCAGCUUGUCGGUUUUACUACUCGUGCUUUGAAAUUUUGUUGUACUCAAAAAAAGGAAUCUUCUGUCUGUUUUAUCCAGCAUUUUUACAGCUCUUACGUCAUAUAGAACAAGCACAAAACGGUAAACAACAUCCUUGAUAAAAAAAAUGCAUGAGAAUGUAAUUAGAAGAAAUAUGGAAAACGAAAAAAUACCUGUAGAGGUCACGAUGCUCUUGGAAAAAAAGGUAGUCCAUGCCUCCCACGCUUACUGUCUUUUUAUUAUGCCUGCAAAAUCAGCACAAUUUUUUGAAAAAUACAAAGAACAUAGUGGGGCAUGGACACACAUAUAUACGCGCACCGCUUUUUAAGCAUUCCUCUUUAUCUCCGUACAAUAAAAAACCCGAAAACAUGUAAUGUAACCAGAAGAAAAAAGGAAAGCAGCAUUGCGUACACAUAAAAAAAAGCAAAAAAUUACGACAGAUGCAACAUUUCGGAAGUUCAUAUCUGUGCUUGUCAUCACCACAUAGAUUGUGGUCCCUAUUUGACAUGUGAAACAAAAAAAACAAUCACGGGCUGUUGUUUUUAUGGACAACAAAUAAAAUAAAACAAAUCUGAAAAA
Molecule: messenger RNA, 4032 nt
Organism: Brachypodium distachyon (stiff brome)
Lineage: Eukaryota; Viridiplantae; Streptophyta; Magnoliopsida; Poales; Poaceae
Exons: 5
Coding region: 486-1109 (207 amino acids)
Source: RefSeq, a predicted model, not a curated record